Molecule: messenger RNA, 4934 nt
Organism: Gadus morhua (Atlantic cod)
Lineage: Eukaryota; Metazoa; Chordata; Actinopteri; Gadiformes; Gadidae
Gene: slitrk5
Product: SLIT and NTRK like family member 5
Biological process (GO): axonogenesis; positive regulation of synapse assembly
Molecular function (GO): protein binding
Source: RefSeq, a predicted model, not a curated record
UCAAGCUCCGUCUCCACGUUGGCCACACGUCGGCGGGAGCUCGGUUCAGCGCGCCACUGCGGGAACAAGAGGAGAGGAACGGGAAAAAAAUAAGAAAUCAAAAAACGGAUACCGCGACUCUUUCCUCUCUCCCCCCUUUUCGCUCACCUCUCUUCUUGGAUUUGUUUCGUUCCACUCGAGCCACCGUGAUUCCAGUUUCAGUGUUUGCAGACCAAACGUACGGUGGUCCCAUGCACGGACCGGUACCGGGAGGGAGUCAGACCCCCCCAGACCAGCUGCCUCCUCCUCCUCGUCCUCCUCCUCCAUCAUCAUUGCGCACGGAUGAAAGUCACCGUUGAGGAUCGCUCGUGGCAGCAUCGCCGGUGUCUCUCGCUUACCGGGAGGAUUAUACAAUAAAACGGAGGGAUUUGUGUUGCUUUUCCUCCAUGGCGUUCCUCGUGUGAACAGCGAGUGAACAAGGACCUUUUUUUUUCUUCUCCUCCAUCAUCACCCCCUCUUCGUCUUUUAUUUUGAAGACACCUUGUGGAGCAUGAGAUGAGACUGCCGCUGCUUUUCGCCUCUCUACCGUGAGAGCCAGACGGAGAACGGAGGAGGACCGGAGGAGCCCCCCGUCCGUGUGUGUGUGUGUGUGUGUGUGUGUGUGUGAUUUGUGUGUGUGUCCGUGGAGCCGUGUGUGUAUCAGUCCCCGGUUUUGUGUGUCCGCGGAGCCGGGUGUGUGUGUCUGUCUCCGUUGGAUGAGAAGAUGCUGUGCGUAAUGUGCUGUUCGAGGCUCCGCACGUCGAGCUGAGGACACCGGGAGCACGACACGACUUUAAGGAUUUCUCCGGUGUUGCUCGGUGUGUCUUGGUGUGCGUGACCGUGCAUCGGGAGGUUACGAGCUUCGCACGGAUUCCACAGCCUACAAACCCCCGUUGCUGUUUUUUGUAUUUUGUCAAGACUCCGGAAUAACUGGGACGCACUGGCAGGUGGAUCUUUGGGGGGGGGGGCUUCACUGAGGAGCUCCGGACGAUGACACCCCACCCUGCGACCGCACUCCAGUGAUCCCCGGGGGGCCCCCGUCCCCUCUUACCCCCCGUGACGAUGCACCACCGGCUCCCCCCGCUGCUCCUGCUGCUCGCCCUCUGCCUGGGGCCGGCGGCGGCGUACGACGGCUACGGCGAGAUCUGCCGGAGCCUCUGCACGUGCGAGGAGAAGGAGGGCGUGCUGGCGGUGAGCUGCGAGAACCGGGGCAUCAUCCGCCUGUCGGAGAUCAGCCCCGUGCGCUUCUCGGCCUACCACCUGCUGCUCACGGGCAACCUGCUCAAGAAGCUGGCGCUCAACGACUUCAUCAACUACACGGGCGUCACCAUCCUGCACCUGGGCAACAACGACAUCUCGGAGGUGGAGACGGGCGCGUUCAACGGCCUGCAGGGGCUGCGGCGGCUGCACCUCAACAACAACAAGAUCGACCUGCUCCGCGACGACACCUUCCUGGGCCUGGAGAGCCUGGAGUACCUGCAGAUCGACUACAACUACAUCUCGGUGGUGGAGCCCAGCGCUCUGAGCCGCCUCCACCAGCUGACCGUGAUGAUCCUCAACGACAACCUGCUGUCGGCGCUGCCGGCCAACGUCUUCCGCAGCGUGCCGCUCACCCACCUGGACCUGCGGGGCAACCGGCUGAAGAUGUUCCCGUACGUCGGCCUGCUGGAGCACAUGGACAAGGUGGUGGAGCUGCAGCUGGAGGAGAACCCGUGGAACUGCUCCUGCGAGCUGAUCGCGCUCAAGGCGUGGCUGGAGAGCAUCUCGUACACGGCGCUGGUCGGCGAGGUGGUGUGCGAGACGCCGUUCCGCCUGCACGGCCGCGACCUGGACGAGGUGUCCAAGCAGGAGCUGUGUCCGCGGCGGCCGCCCGACGAUGGCGGCGGCGGCGGCGGCGGCGGCGGCGCCAGGCCAGUGGCACCGCCGCUGAGCACGGGCGGCUACUACCAGACCACGCCGGCGCCGGCGGCCACGCCGUCCGUCACCUCCUCGGCCGUGCUGAGGUCCUCGUCCAAACCCACCAAGGGCACGCGGCAGUUCAACAAGACCAGGUCAAAGCCCACGUCCCGGUUCCCCGGAGGCAACCCGUACAACUACGGCCCCAUCAUCGCCUUCCAGACCAAGUCGCCCGUGCCUUUGGAUUGCCCCGCCGCCUGCACGUGCAACCUGCAGAUCUCCGACCUCGGGCUGAAUGUCAACUGCCAGGAGAGGAAGAUCGAGAGUAUCUCCGACCUGAAACCCAAGCCAUACAACCCGAAGAAGAUGUACCUCACCGGGAACUACAUCCCGGUGGUGCGUCGCUCGGAUUUCGUCGACGCCACCGGAUUGGAUUUGCUUCACCUCGGAAACAACAGGAUAACAAUGAUCCACGACCGGGCUUUCGGGGAUUUAACCAACUUGCGUAGGCUGUAUUUAAACGGUAAUCUCAUGGACAGGCUCCGAGCGGAGAUGUUUUUCGGCCUGCAGAACCUGCAGUAUCUUUAUCUAGAGUACAACAAAGUCCGGGAGGUGGACGCCGGCGCGUUCCGCUACCUGCCCAACCUGCAGCUGCUCUUCCUCAACAACAACCUCCUGAAGACCCUGCCGGGCGACGUCUUCACUGGCCUCUCCCUGUCGCGCCUCAACCUCCGCAACAACCACUUCCAGCGCCUGCAGGCGGCCGGCCUCCUGGACCAGCUGAAGCUGCUGCUGCAGAUCGACCUCUUCGAGAACCCCUGGGACUGCACCUGCGGCCUGCUGGGCAUGAAGGUGUGGAUGGAGCAGCUAAGCGCCGGAACGGUCGUCAACGAGGUCACCUGCGAGAGCCCCAAGCGCCACGAGGGCGUGGACCUGCACGCCGUCCCGGCCGAGCUCCUGUGCUCGGACCGCUCGGACGUGGCGGUGUCCUCGCAGAGCCCGGCCUUCGCGCCUUCGGAGCGACCGGCGGACGAGCGCUCGGCGGUGGCCGGCGGCGGUGGCGGCGGCGGCGGCGGCGGCGGCGGCGCCACCACGGAGACGCCGCAGCGCUUCAACCACGCGGGCGGCACGGUGCCCCUGUCGGUGCUCAUCCUCAGCCUGCUGCUCGUCUUCAUCAUGUCGGUGUUCGUGGCGGCGGGGCUCUUCGUGGUGGUGAUGAAGAGGCGCAAGAAGUCCCAGAGCGACCGCACCAGCACCAACAACUCGGACGUGAGCUCCUUCAACCUGCAGUACAGCCUGUACAGCAACCGCUCGGGCUGCCCCAAGGCCAAGGCCCCGGCGGGCCACGUCUACGAGUACAUCCCCCACCCCAUGGGCCACAUGUGCAAGAACCCCAUCUACCGCUCGCGGGAGGGCAACACGGUGGAGGAUUACCGCGACCUCCACGAGCUCAAGGUCACGUACAGGAAUACCCCCGACGAGGAGAGGGACGGCGUCUGCGUCGGCGUCGGCGUCGGCGGCGGCGGCGGCGGCACCAUGCGGAGCCCGUCGUACAGCGUGAGCACCAUCGAGCCCCGCGACAACCCCUCCCCCGUGCAGGACGCCGACCACUUCUUCAGAGGGAUGCUGGACCCGGACAAGCACCCGUCGCCCCACCAGCCUCCCCCCCAGCUCUCGGCCGGCCCCAACCUCGAGUUUAAGUACAGCGGGCCCGUGUCCUACACGUACAACCCCAACUUUGACGUCCGGCGUCAGUUCUUGCACCCGGAACGGAUUAGGGAGACGGUUCUGUACGGCACGGCGCCCAGUACUGUGUACGUGGAACCCAAUCGGAACGAGUACCUGGAGCUUAAGGCCAAGCUGCAGUCUGAGCCCGAUUACCUGGAGGUGCUGGAGAAACAGACCACCUUUAGCCAGUUCUGAGGCUCGCGGGAUCCGCGGCAAACGUUAGUGCUAACGAUACAGUGUUCACCCUUUGGUUGUUUUUUUUUGUUGCGGUCCUAGAAAAUACAAAACACUGAUUCAGCUUUUUAGGGUGCCCUGGCACGACACAAAACCAGGAAGCGGAGCAGUGAUUAACGGGGUGUGCCGAACUAUCGUCUUCUUAUUUCUGGAAAACAUGAGACAUUAAAAACGCAAAUGGAUACAGCUUUCUGAAACAAAACAUGGAUGAGCAAAAAAAUAAAAAAAAUAGCUCUGAAAAUAAGUGACAGAGAAAAUCUAUUUUUAUAUUGGUGAAGAAACAAAUCACAAGCAAACUGUAAGUGUACAGGUAAAUCUUACUUAAAUUCAUUCGCAGGAGUAUAACCAUACAUAAAGUAUAUUGUGAAUUUAAAAAAAGAAAAUGUUUAUAGGGUCACAAACUCGGACAAAACAAUGUACAGCAGAUCAUCAAAACUGUGUAGGGACUAUUUUCUGCUGGAGUCUGUAAGUAAGUAUUUAUUAAUAUAAUCUGCCAUGUCUUUUCAAAACUUUUGAUUCUACAUCAGUAUUACUGUGUCAUCAAUCCUCCACACAAUCCCCUUCAAAAAAGGCUUCUGUUUGUAGUUUCAUUUACUGUAGCUUUGCAUUGUAAAGUGGCUUUUUUAUUUGGUUUUAAAAGGUGGCACACCCCAAAUGUUUAAAACGGACUGCAUCGCUUGAAGAAUAAGAAAAAAGAAAGUGUCUUUGAAUGCCUUCCGCACUUUUCCGGAGAAUGGCAGGUGCAAAAUGGCCUCCGCGAGCUCUCAUAAAAAGAGAUUAUUAUAUUAAAAAUGAAUAUGGAUAUUCAUUCUUAAUAUGUAGAAUUGAUAUGUUAUCAACAAACGAAAAAUUCAUAAAUGAUAUUUGAAGUAAUAAUUAUGUUGUGUAAUACUGAUAUUUUAAUCAAUGUAUUUUUAUACAGGCAUUCGCAUACUCUCUAUUCCUUAUCAGAAAAAUUUGUUUUGAUUGCUUUGCACUUUGCACUAUAUUGACCAAACUAUGUUAAUGCCAUCAAAUAAAAAUGAUGUCAGGUUCAUAUAAUGUGCUGAUGUACCGAA